Molecule: messenger RNA, 921 nt
Organism: Limanda limanda (common dab)
Lineage: Eukaryota; Metazoa; Chordata; Actinopteri; Pleuronectiformes; Pleuronectidae
Product: protein lifeguard 3-like
Exons: 12
Coding region: 1-921 (306 amino acids)
Biological process (GO): negative regulation of apoptotic signaling pathway
Cellular component (GO): endoplasmic reticulum; Golgi apparatus; membrane
Source: RefSeq, a predicted model, not a curated record
AUGUCGUCUAAAGAAGACAGUCCUCCACCUUAUGAGGAAGCAGUACAACAGCCGAAGUAUGGAACCUCCCCCCAGCAGCUGCAGCAUGGCUCCCCUCUUCCACCGCCUCCAUCCUACAGCCCCAGUCCCGGGAUGUACCCUGCCCCUGGCUUCUCUCCAACCGGGAUGCCCACCUCAAUACCGACUCUGUCUGCUGGAGUGCACGCGUUGAACUCAGGAGACAUGGAGGAUCUUCUGAGCGCCCAGUGGGAGAGCACGUCUAUUCGGCAUGGCUUCAUCAGAAAGGUUUACUUAAUUCUAACAGCACAGCUUGCCGUCACCUUCUCAGUCGUUGGCGUCUUCACAUUUGUGGACCCAGUGAGGCUGUUUGUCAUCAAGUACCCUGGCGUCUACUGGGCAUCUUUUGUGGUGUAUUUUUUCGUGUACUGCAUUCUCAUCUGCUGCAAAGAGCCGAGGAGACGUUUCCCAUGCAAUCUUAUACUGUUGGGAGUAUUUACUCUCGCCUUGUCUUACAUGUCUGGAUCCAUUUCGAGCUAUUAUGAAACAAAAGCCGUGCUCCUGGCCAUGGGAAUAACAGCAUUAGUUUGUAUAGCUGUCACAAUCUUCUGCUUCCAAACCAAGGUGGAUUUCACCUCCUGCGGGGGUCUCCUCUCUGUUGCCGCUGUUUUACUCAUGAUCAUCGGGAUUGUUACGGCAGUCGUCCUCUCCUUCCACUAUGUCACCUGGCUGCAUAUGCUCUACGCCGCAAUUGGAGCCGUCGUUUACACUCUGUUUUUGGUCUACAACACGCAGCUUCUCAUUGGAAACCGGGAGUUAGCCAUCAGCCCAGAGGAGUACAUCUACGGAGCGCUCUCUCUCUACGUCGACAUCGUUCAUAUCUUCCUCUUCAUCCUUCAAGUCAGCGGAGCAGCGACUGACUGA